AAAUAGUGCGUUGGGCGUAGCGGCGGAAGGAUACAGCGCGUUCUGUAUAAAUAGUCGGAUCUUUUGUUUUGCGCACUCAGAUAGAUCCGCUUCCCUGACGAGAGAAAAGAGACUCACUCACUCCGCGCUCUUCCAGAAAAGAACAUUUGUUUCGUAAAGAUGCAGAUCUUUGUAAAGACGCUGACUGGCAAGACCAUUACCCUUGAGGUUGAGCCCAGCGACACCAUUGAGAAUGUCAAGGCCAAGAUCCAGGAUAAGGAAGGCAUUCCUCCUGACCAGCAGCGUCUGAUCUUUGCCGGCAAGCAGUUGGAAGAUGGACGCACGCUGUCUGACUACAACAUCCAGAAGGAAUCUACCCUCCACCUGGUCCUUCGUCUGAGAGGUGGUAUGCAGAUCUUCGUCAAGACUCUGACCGGCAAGACCAUCACCCUUGAGGUUGAGCCCAGCGACACCAUUGAGAACGUCAAGGCCAAGAUCCAGGACAAGGAAGGCAUUCCUCCUGACCAGCAGCGUCUGAUUUUUGCUGGCAAGCAGCUGGAAGAUGGACGCACACUGUCCGACUACAACAUCCAGAAAGAGUCCACCCUCCACCUGGUGCUCCGCCUCAGGGGUGGUAUGCAGAUCUUCGUCAAAACCCUGACUGGCAAGACCAUCACUCUUGAGGUGGAACCAAGUGACACCAUUGAGAACGUCAAGGCCAAGAUCCAGGACAAAGAAGGCAUUCCUCCUGACCAGCAGCGUCUGAUCUUUGCUGGCAAGCAGUUGGAAGAUGGACGCACACUGUCCGACUACAACAUCCAGAAGGAGUCCACCCUCCACCUGGUCCUUCGUCUGAGAGGUGGUAUGCAGAUCUUCGUCAAGACUCUGACUGGCAAGACCAUCACUCUUGAGGUUGAGCCCAGCGACACCAUUGAGAACGUCAAGGCCAAGAUCCAGGACAAGGAAGGCAUUCCUCCUGACCAGCAGCGUCUGAUUUUCGCUGGCAAGCAGCUGGAAGAUGGGCGCACGCUCUCCGACUACAACAUCCAGAAGGAGUCCACCCUCCAUCUGGUGCUCCGCCUCAGGGGUGGUAUGCAGAUCUUUGUUAAGACCCUGACUGGCAAGACCAUCACUCUUGAGGUUGAACCAAGCGACACCAUUGAGAACGUCAAGGCCAAGAUCCAGGAUAAGGAAGGCAUUCCUCCUGAUCAGCAGCGUCUGAUCUUUGCUGGCAAGCAGUUGGAAGAUGGACGCACGCUGUCUGACUACAACAUCCAGAAGGAGUCCACCCUCCACCUGGUCCUUCGUCUGAGAGGUGGUAUGCAGAUCUUCGUCAAGACUCUGACUGGCAAGACCAUCACUCUUGAGGUUGAGCCCAGCGACACCAUUGAGAACGUCAAGGCCAAGAUCCAGGACAAGGAAGGCAUUCCUCCUGACCAGCAGCGUCUGAUUUUCGCUGGCAAGCAGCUGGAAGAUGGACGCACACUGUCCGACUACAACAUCCAGAAGGAGUCCACCCUCCACCUGGUCCUUCGUCUUCGUGGGGGCAAUUAAUCUGCUUAAAUUUAAUAUAUGAGUCUUGAAAAUUAUCAGACCAAUUCCCAUUUCCUUUGUUCCUCUUAAACAUUCAAUAAAGUUCUGGCAUUCCUGA
Messenger RNA from Megalobrama amblycephala (Wuchang bream), 1630 nucleotides. RefSeq names its product ubiquitin C (gene ubc). Gene Ontology annotation, molecular function: ubiquitin protein ligase binding; protein tag activity. NCBI's taxonomy places the organism in Eukaryota, Metazoa, Chordata, Actinopteri, Cypriniformes, Xenocyprididae. The coding region runs from base 160 to 1533 and encodes 457 amino acids. Gene Ontology annotation, biological process: modification-dependent protein catabolic process; protein ubiquitination. The record is from RefSeq and is a predicted model, not a curated record. Gene Ontology annotation, cellular component: nucleus; cytoplasm. The transcript is spliced from 2 exons.